Messenger RNA from Zasmidium cellare ATCC 36951, 1029 nucleotides. RefSeq lists its product as uncharacterized. Bases 1 to 1029 code for a protein of 342 amino acids. NCBI's taxonomy places the organism in Eukaryota, Fungi, Ascomycota, Dothideomycetes, Mycosphaerellales, Mycosphaerellaceae. The record is from RefSeq and is a predicted model, not a curated record. The transcript has a single exon. Gene Ontology annotation, cellular component: mitochondrion. Gene Ontology annotation, biological process: folate import into mitochondrion; nucleotide transport. Gene Ontology annotation, molecular function: FAD transmembrane transporter activity; folic acid transmembrane transporter activity.
AUGCCUCGCGUCUACCCACCCCUCGAGGGUCGCCAACCCACCGUCGCUCUCUCACCCUCCCUAGUCGAGUCCGUGGCAGGCUUCACCGCAGGAGUCGUCAGCACCCUCGCCGUCCACCCUUUCGACGUCGUCAAAACACGCCUACAAAUCGAAUCGCAAAGUCGAACGCGACCCGGCGGAACAUGGCGCGUCAUGCGUCAGAUUGCCCACGAAGCCGUUCAUGGCAUGUCCCCCGAGAAACAGAUCCGGGUGCGAGAAGGUAUGAUGAAGGAGAGCGGGGCGUUGGUGCGGGCGUUUUACCGUGGCUUGAUGCCGAACAUGAUUGGUAAUUCGGUGAGUUGGGCGUUGUAUUUCAUGUGGUACGGGAAUAUCAAGGACUUGGUGCGGGCAGCGCGAGCGGCGGGCGAGCAAGAGGGAGGGAGAGAAACAUUGACGAGCUCGGACUACUUUCUCGCGUCGGGGAUCUCGGGAAUCUUGACGGCGGUCUUUACGAACCCGAUCUGGGUGAUCAAGACGAGGAUGUUGUCGACGGCCAGAAACGCUCCUGGAGCUUAUACGAGCAUUGCGCACGGUACAGCCGCGUUAUAUGAGAGCGAGGGUAUCAAGGGGUUCUAUCGAGGAUUGUUGCCAAGCUUAUUUGGUGUCAGCCAUGGGGCUAUCCAGUUCAUGGCUUACGAACAACUGAAGAAUCAUUGGGCUCUCAGUCGGAAAGGAGGAAGAGAAGGGUUGACGAAUUUGGACUAUCUCACACUCUCUGCCGUCAGCAAGAUGUUCGCUGGAAGCAUCACAUACCCAUACCAAGUCGUGAGGGCGCGACUGCAGACGUACGACGCAAAAGAGCGGUACCGAGGAGCUUGGGAUGUCGUCAAGCAAGUCUUCAGGAACGAAGGUUUUGCUGGUUUCUACAAAGGCUUGGGACCGAACAUUGUGCGUGUUCUGCCCAGCACAUGUGUAACUUUCCUGGUCUACGAAAACAUGAAGUUCUAUCUGCCGAGGAUGUGGCAGGAGGAAGGACCAAUUGAUGGAUGA